Molecule: messenger RNA, 540 nt
Organism: Polychytrium aggregatum
Lineage: Eukaryota; Fungi; Chytridiomycota; Chytridiomycetes; Polychytriales
Exons: 2
Coding region: 1-540 (179 amino acids)
Source: RefSeq, a predicted model, not a curated record
AUGCCCCCCGACGACUCGCCUGCCCCCGAAAUGGCCAGCACCCCUGAGGCCCAAACUCAGCCCGAAACAAUCGAUCUCACGGAUCAGCCCACGCCCAAGAAACGCAGAGGCGAUGGCCAAGAAGUCUCCCAGCCCAUAGUCCCCAGUGGCCAGAAGCCGAUCGAAACAACGAUCGAGGAGCUCUACGGAGACUCCGAAAUGUACCCCAACCCUCCCGAUGUCGAGGCCGAGAAGAACUGGGCCAUCGAAAUUGCAGCCAAGGAAGAAAGGGGCGAAGCCUGUGAGGCCGACUACAUGUCACUCACCUUCGACGAGAUCACUUACCGUCGAUUCCGCUUGGUCUUUGCACUCCGAGGCCACAGGGUCCGCUGCUCACGCUGUGCAGACAGGAAGCAGGCCUCAUGGCACCUCGACCAAGACGACCACGACAUCGUGUGCAAGAACAACAUGAUGAGCCCUGACAACCCGGCCAAGAUUAAGGAGUGCGGCCAUGUCAAGACUGGACAACGGGGCAAGCAGGGAAGUGCGCAAGAGUCCUAA